UCAAGAUCAAGCAGAUCAUUUCAGCAGAAAGAUGGAAACUGUAAGAAAGGGUCAAAAGGAAAUGCUAGACUGUUGGCACAGGACAGAAACCAUCCCCGAAGACAACUCCUCAGACAUGAAAGGGACUGGUCAGCAGGCGGGGGGAGAGAGAUGCUGAUGAAGAGUGAGCUAAUUAAAUCAGGUGGACACUUGAGAGUGUGUUGGCAACUCUUGUCUGGAGGGGGGAUGGGAAGAUAGAGAGAGAGGGAAGCUGGCAAAAUUGUCACGAAAGGAGAGACUGAAAGGGCUGACUCAAUAGGGGGAGAGAAAGUGGGAGUAGGGAGUAAGAUGUAUGUAAACUUAUAUGUGACAGACUGAUUAGAUUUGUAAACGUUCACUUGAAGCUUAAUAAAAGUUAAAAAAUUAAAAAAAAAAAGGAAAUGCUAGAAAUAAAGGACACUAACAAAGAUAAAGAGUUCCUUUGAUGUGUCAACUAGAAUUCACACAGCAGAAGAAAGAAUUUGUGGACGUGGAGACAGAUCCACAGAAAUUACCCAAUGAAAAAACCCACCAGCAGCCAUGGAAAUCCACACAGGAGGUCCCUGUACCUGAGCUGAGUAAGAAGUGGUCGUUUCAGAGAAGACAACCCUCCACAUCUACCUCCACUGCGCAGACUGCUCUAUAUCCAACAUUAUAUGAUAUUGCCUUGCAAGUUCACAAAUCCAUUUGGAGUAUUCUCUGUACAUUCUCAUAAUGGUUUAUUUUUCUGUUUCUUUUUUUCAUUGUUUUGAAGCUAUGAAAGAGUUUAAAAAUGAAUAAUCAAACAGAUGUCACUGAAUUCAUCUUCUUGGGAUUUUCCAAUCACCCUAACCUACAGGGGUUAUUCUUCCUGAUCUUCCUAGUCAUUUACCUGACAGCUGUCCUGGGGAACACGCUCAUAAUAACUGCCACCAGGGUCAGUCCUGCCCUCCAAACGCCUAUGUAUUAUUUUCUCAGCAACCUCAGCUUCUUGGACAUCUGCUACAUAUCCACUACCAUUCCGGUCAUGCUGGUGAACUUAUUCCGGGAGAAGAAGACCAUCUCCUAUGAGGGCUGCCUUUCCCAGAUCUUUUUCCUCGUGACCUGUGCCAGCACUGAAUGUAUCUUAUUAGCUGCAAUGGCUUAUGACCGCUAUGUAGCCAUCUGUCACCCUCUUCAAUAUUCAGUCUUCAUGAGUAUGAAGGUCUGUGUGUGUUUGGUAACUGGAACCUGGCUGUGUGGGAUGGUGAAUUCUCUGACACACACAGUACUGGCAGCCACACUCACUCUGUGUGGGCCCAACCAGAUCAGCCACUUCUUCUGUGACAUCCCACUGUUCCUGAAGCUCUCCUGCUCAGACACUUCCGUCAAUGAGUCUGUGAUCCAUGUGGCCAGUGCGAUCAUUGGCUUAACCCCCUGCCUGUUUAUUGCAAUGUCCUACAUACUCAUCAUCUCUGCCAUCCUCAGGAUUCCCUCUGCUCAGAGUAGAAGCAAGGCCUUCUCUACCUGUGCUUCUCACCUUACUGUGGUAGUAGUCUUUUAUGGAAUGGCCAACUUCAACUAUGACAGACGCAGUGUAGGCUACUCCUUGGACACGGACAUCCUGGUCUCUGUGCUCUUCUGUGUUAUGACCCCCAUGUUGAACCCCAUCAUCUACAGCCUCAGAAACAAAGAGGUCAAAGGUGCCCUGAGCAAACUAUUUGGAGGGUCUGCACUCUGGGAAUAUUAG
This is a messenger RNA of Loxodonta africana (African savanna elephant), 1726 nucleotides long. RefSeq names its product olfactory receptor 5V1-like. Gene Ontology annotation, molecular function: odorant binding; G protein-coupled receptor activity; olfactory receptor activity. Gene Ontology annotation, cellular component: membrane. Bases 791 to 1726 code for a protein of 311 amino acids. Lineage: Eukaryota; Metazoa; Chordata; Mammalia; Proboscidea; Elephantidae. The transcript has a single exon. Gene Ontology annotation, biological process: G protein-coupled receptor signaling pathway. The record is from RefSeq and is a predicted model, not a curated record.